Molecule: messenger RNA, 1065 nt
Organism: Camponotus floridanus (Florida carpenter ant)
Lineage: Eukaryota; Metazoa; Arthropoda; Insecta; Hymenoptera; Formicidae
Product: putative nuclease HARBI1
Exons: 4
Coding region: 1-1065 (354 amino acids)
Source: RefSeq, a predicted model, not a curated record
AUGGAAUUGUGCGAAAAUCAAUUUCUGUAUGAAUGCGAUGAAAAUAAUGCUGAAGAAGCUGAUGAAGAAAUAAUAGUGGUGGUUCGCAAACAAUAUACAGUUCGUCCGCGUCCAGAUUUGUUCAACGAAUAUGAUAAUAUAGAAUUUUUAAGACGAUUUCGGUUUCGCAAACGUACUGUCCAAAUGAUAUUAAUUCUUAUUAAACAAAGAAUAAGAAGCAAGACUGACAGAAAUCAUGCUGUUUCGCCAUUGCACCAACUAUUACUUACAUUAAGAUUUUAUGCAACUGGAACCUAUCAAGUUGCAAUUGGUGAUUUGGGUGGAAUUCAUAAAUCCACCAUGUGCAGAAUAAUAAAAAAGGUUACAGAAGCAAUAGCAUCUUUACGUCCACAAUAUAUUUAUUGUCCUAAUUCCAAUCAGAGUCUAAGGCACACAAAAGAAGGCUUUUAUAACAUUGCUCGUUUUCCUAGAGUCAUAGGAGCCAUUGAUUGUACGCAUGUUAAAAUUCAAUCGCCAGGUGGAGAAGAGGCUGAAGUAUUCAGAAAUAGAAAAGGAAUAUUUAGUAUAAAUGUACAGGCUGUUUGUGACAGUGCUUUAAAAUUUUUAGACAUUGUAGCACGGUGGCCUGGAUCAACACGUGAUUCCACCAUUUUUAAUGCUAGCAGAAUACGUGCAAAAUUUAUUAAUGGCGAAAUGGGAGAUGCAUUACUACUUGGUGACAGUGGUUAUGCUUGCACAAAUUUUUUAUUGACUCCAUUGCUUGAAACGCAUACUCAAGCUGAAGAAUUAUAUAGUGAAUCCCAAAUACGAACACGAAAUGUCGUAGAAAGAAGUUUUGGAGUAUGGAAACGAAGAUUUGCUGCAUUGGCAUUUGGUUUAAGAAUAAAACCUUUAAAUGCACAAACUGUAAUAGUAGCUACCGCAGUACUGCACAACAUUGCACUAAACCAAGGAGAACCUGAUCCUCCAAUCGAUUUCGAUAUUAAAGCUGCACUUGAGGAAUUAGAAAAUCCAGAAGCACAUAAUAAUGGCAUUGAUAAUGCUAAUUCUUGUCCGUUAAAGUGA